AUCGUCCUCAUGGCCGUUGCUGAAAGAUGAACUCCCUGAAUAUCCUGUCAUCCCGAGUGAUAGGACAGGUUCCCAGUUCUACUACACGGAAUCGCUCUCACUCACAGAGCGAGGCAUCUCCAACCCAUCUCCGGAACGAUUUAGCAAAGACUCGUUCGUACAGCGAACAGCAGUUUCAGUACACCCUACCCAAGGACGAGAAAGACCCAUAUACACACGAAUCGCUAGUACCAGAAUACUCGUACGAUGGCUCGAUAGAAUACGACGAAAAGUCACCACUGAUCCACCAGUUGCAGAAGACCGGUGCAGUUCCCGGGCCAAACCGGUUCUUCUUGAUCGCCCAGAAGCUCUUCGAUGCAAUCUACGAGACAAUCCAGACUAUCCUUUCGGCAAUCGCAGCACCAGGCGUCUAUAUUGCGCAAACAUUUCGAGAUGAUGAUGGUCACUAUUCACCCAUUGUUCCUUUUCGCAAAGUAACGCGAUACGUAGCGCUUCGCAAUAGGGAGAGCGAGAAUUCGAGACCCAAAAAGACUGCAUCCUCCCAUCGACUUAAGGGAGAGUCCGAAAAGUCGGGUUCCAGACGAAACGGCGCCUCGGCCCGCAGACUGAGAAGCUCGCCUUCUCAAUCAUCAAUCGCAUCAUCUACCUCAGAAUCCGACGGUGAUCGUGACCGCAGAUCAAGCACUGACAAAGAAACCCGCGGCAACAAGAAUAGGUUGUCGGAAAAAGAUUACCUCUCAACAGAUAGCAAUAACAAUACUCCAAGGAGGUCCAUUCGCAUUAAACUACAUAACGAUGAGUCUCUGAAGCGGCAAAAGAAGCGGUCUCAACCGGCUGAUGUGCGACAAGAUUCAGCAGCUGGUGAGAGUCCUUCUUCAGGCGCACUCAUCACAGCAGAAAGUCUGAAAUCGCCAAUUUCGCAAUCUGCGUCUCAUCACCGAUUAACCAAAUACCCUCAUGCGCCUGCUCCUCCGCGGCCAUUGGUCCCUCUUCGACAGCCUUCUUAUACUAUGCGAACAACUGGGCGUCAAGCAGCUACCAGAGUUCCGCAGAAAACCCUUGUUCUCGAUCUGGAUGAGACACUUAUUCAUUCUCUGGCCAAAGGUGGUCGCAUGUCCAGCGGUCACAUGGUCGAAGUCAAACUAGCAGCUCCUGUAUCAGUAGCCGGAGAGACGACCCCUGCAGUUGGUCCUCAGCACCCCAUUCUUUACUACGUACACAAGCGACCCCAUUGCGACGAGUUUCUACGCAAAGUAUGCAAAUGGUAUAGACUCGUUAUCUUUACAGCGAGUGUCCAGGAAUACGCCGACCCAGUCAUUGACUGGCUUGAGCAAGAGCGCAAGUUCUUCCAGGCUCGUUAUUACAGGCAGCACUGCACUCUGCGUCAUGACGCAUUUAUCAAGGACUUGAGCUCUGUGGAACCAGACUUGAGUAAAGUCAUGAUCCUGGACAAUAGCCCGACGAGCUACAUUUUUCACGAAGAUAAUGCCAUCCCCAUCAAAGGCUGGAUAAGUGAUCCCACUGAUAGUGGUUUACUCAAUCUUAUCCCCAUGCUCGAAGCACUACAGUAUGUGACCGACGUUCGCGCAUUCCUAGCAUUGCGAAGAGGUGAAGCCGAGUCAUAGCCUCAUCCACCGGGUCUAUACAUUUGUCUUUACACUCUAUAUCCAUUUCUCUUCUUCCCGUUUAGAUCUCAUUCCUCGGAUCGCUCCACUGUUCCGUCUCCAAAAAGAAUAAGGAAUAUGAUAUAAACAAACGCCUCCUUUUUACUCUUAUAAAUGCAUUUAUUCAUGUUCUUUUCCUGCUUAGCAUUGUGUUGCUCUGUUUUAUUUUAUUUUAUUUAUUUUUUUUUGU
Messenger RNA from Talaromyces stipitatus ATCC 10500, 1854 nucleotides. Its product is annotated as NIF domain protein. The transcript has 2 exons. Gene Ontology annotation, molecular function: protein serine/threonine phosphatase activity. Bases 27 to 1625 code for a protein of 532 amino acids. The record is from RefSeq and is a predicted model, not a curated record. NCBI's taxonomy places the organism in Eukaryota, Fungi, Ascomycota, Eurotiomycetes, Eurotiales, Trichocomaceae.